Messenger RNA from Dentiscutata erythropus, 290 nucleotides. NCBI's taxonomy places the organism in Eukaryota, Fungi, Glomeromycota, Glomeromycetes, Diversisporales, Gigasporaceae. The record is from the annotation of a GenBank genome assembly.
ACGGGCAAAGCGUUCGAUUUAUAUUUGAAAUGGUAAAUACAGGACAUUAUAUCGUUAUAUCGGUCGAAACAAUCUUGGAUGGUGGACAAAAUAGUGCAGAUGUAGCUAGUGAAAUGGCAUUAGUAUGCCAAUUGAUGCAAUUAUUACUGGGCAGAGUUCAGGAGAAGCAUCUUCAGAUGUACUUUCGAGAGCGCCACAGCGAUUUUUCAACUCUUCUCGGAUUAAAAGAAAAAGUAGAUACACUUAAUAAAGCACCAUGCUGGUGUGCAUGCAUUUUGCAAGAACGCUGA